Molecule: messenger RNA, 5197 nt
Organism: Limulus polyphemus (Atlantic horseshoe crab)
Lineage: Eukaryota; Metazoa; Arthropoda; Merostomata; Xiphosura; Limulidae
Product: caskin-2-like
Exons: 14
Coding region: 400-3018 (872 amino acids)
Biological process (GO): axonogenesis; cell surface receptor protein tyrosine phosphatase signaling pathway
Cellular component (GO): axon; focal adhesion
Molecular function (GO): protein phosphatase binding; signaling adaptor activity
Source: RefSeq, a predicted model, not a curated record
UUAUUUUCCUACAGCCACAAAUCGAAAGUGGUAUACGAAUACGGGCGCGUCUGGACUAGUAUACUGCUAGCUACUGACCGUUGUAAACUCGCCCACAGGAAACGUUAGGCUUCGUACAGGUUAAAAUGUGGAUGUAAAAAAAAAACACGUCUUCUUAUGGAGAAUUUAUUACAACUGUGAACUGGGCAACGGAAACACAACACUGCGAUAAAAAGAACGAUCAUAAUUGGUUGGACAGAUUUCGUGACUCGCAAUCUUCCAGCCUCGUCAUCAUUAGCGACCAUACGUUCACAACAAGCCCAUUUAUAUAGGAAUUAUUUCGAAAACAACGAACUUGCGUUCGGUUUCCUAUCUCUGCUCCCACGGAAUGGAUUGGAAAAACGAUAGGACGACAAUAAUAUGCACCGUAAACUGCUUGUUGGAGGAAUGCAUCGCACUGGAACCCUAAAAGGAAGCUCCAUCAAAAAGGUGACGCCCCCUGUGGUGCCAGAUCUCAACAACAGACACUCAGGAAGUAGUUUUUCUAGCGGUUAUGGAAGUACUACAGCAGACAGAAGUUCUUGCUGCAGUGUCAGUACCGAUGAUUCUUUUCCCUCAGCUCCGCGAUCCCCUAAUAAAGAAUCCGCUGAUUAUGGAAGGUUUCCUGUGUUCCUUACACCAGUCUCGGUCCCCUCACCUACCCGACAUGGUGGCUUUGGUGACUCUCAGACUCACUAUACCCAAGUAGUUGUACAUCCACGUCCCAGCAGUCAUCCAAGUACUCCCACAGAGGGGGUGCACCCCAUUGGCUUUGGGAAUGCGCCUCUAAUGACACAGAACAAACCUCUUCAUGGCACCCACUCAUCAUUGGAGGAUCAAGGAAUUGAUGUGUGUCAGAGUCCUGGCCGGGAGAGUCCGGGGGCUAGCAGUGGAGGGUCUUCGUCAGGAGGAGGGUCACGAAACAGUACUUCCAGUCUGGACAGUGGGCGAGCUUCAACGUCGGGAUCAGAUGGCAAGACGAAUACCAAUCGUAUGCCUGCUCAAAGCUACGUAUCUUGUUCUUCACAAAAUUACCAUGGCCCCAGUUUCGGGAGUGUCGAUGACAGCAGAGCCCUCUCUGUUCCGAAGAUUAACGUCACAGAAAUGAUGUUGCACGCUAUUCCUGACGUCGACAUCCUGCAAACCUGGCUUACGAGCCUUCAUUUUGGAGACUACGUUCAUCUGUUUCUCCAAGCUGGCUAUGAUAUGCCUACCAUUUCACGCAUGACUCCAGAGGAUUUAACAGCCAUAGGCAUCAAGAAACCCACUCACCGUCGCAGGCUUAAAGCUGAAAUUGACAGAUUACAUAUAUCAGAUUGUCUACCAGAGUACAAACCUGAUACAUUAUUACAAUGGCUUCAGUUACUCAGAUUGGAGGAGUAUUAUGAAACCCUUUGUCACCAAGGUUAUAAUUCUGUUGACCGGGUCACAGAAUUAACAUGGGAGGAUCUGGAGGAAAUUGGUAUUCAGAAACUUGGACAUCAGAAAAAGAUUAUGUUAGCCAUAAAAAGAAUUAAAGAUCUAAACAGUGGGAUUCGUCGUCCUAGUCACAUCAGAGACAUUCAGCAACAUGGUUUGGAUAUAGGUGGUGGAGCUGUUGGUGUUUUACCUCAUCCGACAUCUUUAGCCCUUGCCGUCCAACCUGUUCCUUCUUAUCACUAUCCCAGCCAAGAAAUAGCCAUCACAACUUCUCGAACUCAUACCUCACCAACUACAGAGAUUACUUGCAUUCCUGAACUGAAAACCUUUCAGCAGUCCCCUCCUAAAAAUGAUGGAUUUUUUCUUCCUGGACAAAGAUGUGAAUUUUCCUCACCUAACCAGCUGGGUCCACGUCACCAGCAAAAUGUUACAAUACAGCUGAGGUCUCCUAAUAGGGGGCAUUCCUUAGAAAGCUUGGAUAUGGAUGACUCUGUCUCAACGAUAGCUUAUCCACAUUACAUUCAAUCAGAUACAUGGUAUGACACUGUGAGUGCGUGGAGACAUAAUGGCUAUGAUACAGAUAGUGAACUGAGUGUUCAGGCCAGUGAGUGCUACAACAUGUAUGUUAGUGAAGGUACACCAACUCUGCAUAGACCCAAAGGAAUGGUAAAACCUCGUCCUGUCGCAAAAAUUAUUGCAAAGACCAGAAGAGAGGAAGCAGAAGGUAGUGAAAUAACUCAAUGCAUAGACAGAAAUCCUAAAACAGCCCUCAAAAGUAAUGACCAUGAUAUAGAUGGAUGGUCAAGUCUAGAGGGGUCUCCGCGACAUAUAAUACCUGGUAGGACUUCACAGUUAUAUGGGACUUUGAAAUCAAAACGAACUCCACCACCACCUCCAAAAAGGACCAAUUCCAUGAGAUGUGAUACUCAAGAUGAUGAAGAUCUGGAUUCCAUGCAAGAUAAGGCCUUUGCUACAUGUGUUCAGAGUUUGAGGUCUCGAUUUGACCAAGCUACUAACAAGCAAAAUGAACUCUUACUCCCACCACCCCUACAUGAGGAGCAACUACCUUCACCCACCCCAUCAGAGGACUUCCCUCCACCUCCCUCUCCUUUACCCUCUGCUUUAGAGGACUCCAGAACAGCAUCUGUAACUGAUGGGUUGUGCAAAGCAUCAGGGACACAUCUUUUGCCCAGUGCCAAAGACUCAGUGCAAUCAGAUGAGCUUAGUGCUAAUCCAGUGUUUCGACAAAGAAGAAAGGACUCUGCCGACUCAAAUUCUUCUACUUCAAGCACUGACUCAAACUCCUUACCAUUUGCUAAUGACAAUGCUGGCACCAUUAAACAACGAGUCAGCAAACAAGACCAGUCGACCCCAGUUGGCUCAGCCAAAUCUACUCCAAUGAAGAGGGCUAACCACACCACAUCAUCUGAUUUAGCAACAAGUAGAAAUACCCAGAAUUCAGCAGCUAAUAGGAGUGGCACGGAUGACAGGUCAGGAGAUGUAAUUGAUGACAUAGAAAACAUGCUGGUCAAUUUAUCCAAUCAGUUAGAUGCCAUGUUAGAGACAGAGACCAAUGGUUGAAGAAAAUUGGCCCUACUCAUUAUAGCUUCUAUGUGUUACAAACAAAAUACAUUUGUUGUAGAGGUCAACUACGCUAUUGUCUAUCGUAGGAACUUUGUAUACUAUAAGUGAUGAUCCAUAUUCAUCAUUUUUACUGUUCUUUUUUCUUUGCCCUUAAUACUGAAAUGCUAAAUCUUUAAAACAGCUCAAAUAUUUCUGCACAUAAAGGUAUUUUUCAGUUAUAGUGACUGGAAAGUCAUGUCUGUUGUUUACUGCCAUACUUCUGAAGUUUACUUGAAAUUGAAAAUAUCCGAAUUGUUUAUUUACAAAGUAAUGUCUGAUGUGCACAAUUGUACCUUUGAUGUUCUCUUGCUAAGAUAUCUGAAAGUGUUGACAACCACAACAUAAUAUCUGAUAUGUACUGUCUUACUUAUAAACUUUCCUUGAUUAAAUAAGUUUUAGAAUUGAGUGAUUAAACCUGAUAUUUGUUUAUCAAUCAUCUAAAAUUCAUGUAAAAUAUCAUAAGUUUAAAAAUUAAGUUUGAUGUAUUCUAUCAUAUAUAAAACUUCUGAAACUUGAAACUUUUAACAAUUUGAAGAUAUGUGGCAUGUAAUGUCAUGCAUUUGAAACAUGACUUGGUAAAAUAUCUUAAAGUUUUGAAAAACUAGAAGAUAACAUGUGAUAUGUAUUAUGGUAUUUCUAUAGCUAAUAUGGUAUACCAAACUUUACAGGUAUAACAUAAUAUCUGACCUGUAGUGGAAUAUUUUUAAAUUUCAUUUUAUAAAUAUCUUAAAAGUUUUGGAACCAGAAGCUAACAACUGAGAUCUACCAUUAUACUUAUUAAGUUGACUUUGUAAAAUAUUGAAAAAUUAUUGAGAUUUGUUAGACAAAGUCUUGUAGGUACUGUCAUAUUCUUAUGGCAUUCCACAAAAUAUAUAGACUUUAUCUUUUGGAUAUAUUAAUAAAACAUAGUGCAGUUCAAGGUUGAAAAAUGUCUCAUUUGUACUGUGACAACAUGCAUGUAUAUACUGUUUUUUUUAUAACUACAAAUUAUAAACUAAUUGAAAUCUCAGAAAUCUUUCAGUGUUGAAAGAUUUGACUAAGAGGUAUUUAUUAAGAAGUUUACUUCUGUAUUGCUUAUGUAACAAACCUUCAAAGCUUUUUUUUUUGCAUCCAUUCAAUUUCUACAGAUAUGGACCAUUGUAGAAUGACUUAUAAUGGAGCAAUUCUUCCUAAUUCAAAAAAAAUAUUUAAAUGACCAAAAAAGAUUGGCAAAAUGAGUUUAACUUCAGUAUGAUAAUCUGCCUUCUUUGUAAUCUAACAAACAAAUUCCUGAAUAUGGGCUCAAAAUAUUUUUUUUUAUCAACCCCACUUUUAGAAGCUUCAACUUGCUCCUAUAUGUAACUUGUUCUUGUAUGUUAUAUUAAUUUAAAUUAAUUUCUUAAAAAGUUAGAUUAAUAAACUUAAUACCUACCAUUUUAUUAUUGUAAAAAUUUUGUCAUGUUUAAACUUAACAAAAUAAUAUUCUAAUUUAGGCCCAAAAUCUUACUCCUAUUUUAUAAUUUUAUCAUUCUAUCUAGAAGUUUGAACGGUGCUCUAAUAUGUGUAUUUUUUGCUGUAUACUAUUUACACUGCAGUUGAUUUUUUGUUAAGUUUUAAUUUGACCGUGUGAAUACCUUCCGGUACUUGUAGAGCUUUCUUGUAACAUUUGUUUCAGUGCUCCAUGUGAGACAAUAGACAAAUCAAAGAACAGGGUUAUUCAGUAGUGAUUUUAAAGGUUCUGAACUUCCACUUAUGUGUAGUCUUGAAAUUGGAUAAAAUGAGUCGUUUUUAAAUUAAUUACUCUUGAUAGUUUUCAGUUUAACAAUGUUGUAUGGCAGUAGCUGUACAAGUACAGAGAGAGUUUUUCUAACUGAUAGAUUAUAUAUGUAUGUACAUAAAUUAUUAGUCUAUAAAAAUGGACUUAUGUGGCUUAUAUAUAUAGAGGGACUUGGGAAAUGCUAAUUUAAAUGUUAUAACCAAAUGAUGUAAAGCAGAUUUUUUGUUUCUUUAAAAUAAGCAGGAUUCUUGGCUAUCUUAGCCUUUGGUUGAUAACUAAUGUUGCCAAGUCCUGUUUUAAUCAGGUAUUAAACUUAGCUUUUGUCAUCACCCAGUGUAUGAUGCUUUUUUUGUGUGAAUAAAAGUGACAUUAGUUUCUGGA